GCUCCUAUACGACAAAAUUCUAUCAAGAAAACAUGUAAAGUGAGUCGACAUGACCUUAUUUCGAAGAUGGCUCAUUAAAGGCCCAAAAACAAAAUGGCUGGAUGAUGAUCAUGUAUGAAGUUGGCCCAUACCUAUCAUAUUCAUAAUCCAAGAUUUCGACAAUGGGCUAAGCUUCUUACACCUGUAUAGAGAAUCGUACUACCAACCCCCCCUUUCUCGACCCCUUGUUGUGUACGGACUGCAGAGAUAACCUUCUUCGCUCACCUCCUUCACCUAUGUCCCACUUAUAAUCUCUCUCCGGAUUUAAAGGCGAUGGCUGUUUUGCCGGUGAAAUUUACCAAAACCAAACGGGACAAGCUUGCCCAGAUACUAUGGAUUCUCAAUUGGAUAUCAGUUAUAACAGGAGCUAUCCUUUUCAGCCUGGGACUAUUCCUCAAAGUGGAGAUCAACAAGAGGAAAGAGCUGAUGGCAGAGAGGGAUAUCCAGUAUGUACCAAAUAUGCUUAUAGCUGUCGGAUUUAUCGCUUGCGCCAUCAACUUUCUGGGUGGGAAAAUUUGCUACGAUUGCGUGGAUACAAGCAAAUUCCUACGCUGGAAGUUGAUCAUGCUCCCCUACAUCGUGUGUACGUUUUUCUUUACCUCCUGCAUCCUGGUGGGGGCGCUGAUGUGCUAUAGUAUGCGGGGGGAGUUAGAGGAGUCCCUGGACCUCGGGUUGGCAGCGGCUCUGAAGUUCUACAAAGAUACAGACACGCCCGGGCGGUGUUUUCUGAAGAGGACGGUGGACAUGUUGCAGAUAGAGUUUCAGUGUUGUGGGAAUAAUGGGUACAAAGACUGGUCUCAAAUCCAGUGGAUCAGUAACCGCUACCUGGACAUGUCCCACAAGGAGGUGGUGGACCGCCUGAGGAGUAACGUGGAGGGGAAGUACCUGCAGGACGGCGUUCCCUUCAGCUGCUGUAACGUGAACUCUCCGAGGCCGUGCAUUCAGAGCCAGAUCAGCAACAACUCCGCGCACUACAACUACGACCACGUGACCGAGCAGCUCAACCUGUGGCCCCGGGGCUGCAGACACGCGCUGCUCGACCACUAUACGCACAUCAUGCAGUCCAUCGGCCUCACCGUGCUCGUCAUCUGGGUCUUUGAGCUUUCCGUGCUGACAGGAGUGCGUUACCUCCAGACGGCUCUGGAGAACGUACUGAGGCAGGGGGACCCAGACUCAGAGUCUGACGGCUGGCUUCUGGAGAACAGCUUCAUGGAGACGGCUCGGACCAACCUCAACAUCAUCAAGAACCUGGGCAAGUGCAACCAGGUGGACACGGCCAACAACGGAGACCCCAACAUCAAUGUGCCCUGUACCUCCAAAGCUACCUACGGCCCGGACAAUGUGCCACCAAAACAACAGCCAGUGACCAGCUGA
Periophthalmus magnuspinnatus is the source of this 1413-nucleotide messenger RNA. RefSeq names its product photoreceptor outer segment membrane glycoprotein 2-like. NCBI's taxonomy places the organism in Eukaryota, Metazoa, Chordata, Actinopteri, Gobiiformes, Gobiidae. The record is from RefSeq and is a predicted model, not a curated record. The coding region runs from base 313 to 1413 and encodes 366 amino acids. Gene Ontology annotation, cellular component: membrane. Gene Ontology annotation, biological process: visual perception. The transcript is spliced from 4 exons.